This is a messenger RNA of Penicillium nucicola, 1602 nucleotides long. Its product is annotated as cation diffusion facilitator family transporter. The record is from RefSeq and is a predicted model, not a curated record. Gene Ontology annotation, biological process: zinc ion transmembrane transport; intracellular zinc ion homeostasis. NCBI's taxonomy places the organism in Eukaryota, Fungi, Ascomycota, Eurotiomycetes, Eurotiales, Aspergillaceae. The coding region runs from base 1 to 1602 and encodes 533 amino acids. Gene Ontology annotation, cellular component: membrane. The transcript has 4 exons. Gene Ontology annotation, molecular function: zinc ion transmembrane transporter activity.
AUGGGGCUUUCCAAGGAGAAGCGUAUCAUGAUCUUGCUGGUCAUUGAUACUGCGUUCUUCCUGCUGGAGUUGAUUACUGGCUAUUCCGUCCACUCGCUCGCCCUCGUUGCCGAUUCCUUUCACAUGCUGAAUGAUGUGUUAUCGCUGUGUGUCGGAUUAUGGGCCGUUAAAGUCGCCAACCGGGAGACGACCUCCAAUACCUAUACUUACGGUUGGCAACGAGCUGAGACUCUUGGUGCCUUGGUGAACGGUGUGUUCCUAGUCGCAUUGUGCAUGUCAAUCUUCUUGGAGGCAAUCCAGCGAUUGGUGGAACCUCAGGAGGUGCAGAACCCGAGAUUCGUGUGUAUUGUUGGCUGCUUCGGACUCGCCUCCAACAUCAUCGGCUUAGCCCUCUUCCACGACCACUCGCACGGUGGACAUGGCCACAGCCAUAGUCACGACGAAGAAGAUCACGGCCACGACCACGACCACGACCACGAUCAUCUCGAGGAUGAGGAGCAUGGCUACAGCGACCACCAGGAGCCCGCCCCGCAAGCCAUCGUCGCCUCCGAGACAGCGACUCCCAAUGCGCUGGCUCACUCUGUCACCGAGCCUGCAUCACCACAAUCCCGUCGUCGCGGCACCCAAACCCGAAGCUCGCGGAGAUUCAGCACCUCGACUGGACGCGUUUUCGUGAGCGCCGAUGAUAUUCCUGUGCUUCCCGAAAGAUUGCGCCAAGGAAUCAUUGCAGCCAGUCAGUACCAAAAUGAGCAAAAUUCGGAUUCGGAUACUGGUCGGGACGAAGAUGAGAUUCCAUCGGAGCGCUCUGGUCUUCUGCGUCACCGGGACCGUGCCGCCAACUACACCGAUGAAGAGGGCGCUGUCAUUAAGCCCUCGAACAACCACCACCAUCACCACGAUGAGGAUGUCCACAAAUCUCACAACCAUAUGAAGCCUAAGUCUAAGGAUGGAAAGAAGGGUGGUCACAGCCACGAUCUGAACAUGCGCGGUGUCUUCCUCCAUGUGAUGGGAGACGCACUGGGUAACAUCGGUGUGAUCGUCUCUGCACUGAUCAUCUGGUUGACUGACUACGAAUGGCGCUACUAUGUUGACCCGGGUAUUUCUCUGGUCAUCACGCUGAUCAUUCUUGCCUCCGCCAUCCCACUGUGCAAGGCUGCUUCCCGUAUCCUGCUCCAGGCUGUCCCUCCCGGAAUGAGUAUCGACCACAUCAAGGAGGAUAUUGAAAGACUCCCCGGUGUCAUUGGGUCCCACCACUUGCACGUGUGGCAACUCAGCGAUACUAAGAUCGUGGCCUCGAUUCACCUUCAGGUCGAUACCGAGAUCAAGGGCGAAGGUUCAGAGCGAUACAUGCGCCUGGCCAGACAGGUGCGACGCUGCCUUCAUGCCUACGGCAUCCACUCUUCAACUAUUCAGCCUGAAUUCGCACCCGAAAGCGACACAGAGGAUAAUCAUAGCCAUCCCCAUGCAUCAUCUUCCGGUGGUACCAUUGAGCACCAACCCAGCCGCGCAGCCAGCGUACGGGAAGGGGACAACCAAGCCUGUCUUCUGGAGUGUGAUGAGAACUGCGCACGUGGAGGACAGUGCUGCCCCAAGCCCACUUAA